UGUUAGCAAAAUAAUUCUUAAAGGUGUAAGUGUUUACAAUAACAUUCACUAUUAUAAUGAAAAGUGGUUUUCUGAAGUAGUAUUCCAUUGCACUUUGACACUUUUCAGAGAAUUAUUCUCAGAAUUCAGGCGUUAUCGGAUUUAUCAAGUGACUGGGAAUUAUUAAUACAAACGUUAAAUUCACUCAAAAAGCUUAUUGACUUUUGUCAAAUGUAUCGAGAAAAGCUGUAUCCAGUCCAAGAAUUACUGAGAGAAAAUUUCGACAAAUGGUUGCUGGAAAACUUGAGUUCUUGGAUAAUUCAAGUGGUCGAAGUAGAAAGAACUAGAAGACAACAAAGGUUUACUAUUCGGAGCGGAGUGGAUCCUACUUUAGAUCGGUGGAAUGAAACAUACACGUGUCUGCCAGAUUUGUUAUCACAUAUGGCGGAAGGUCAAAUGACGGAACUUCGCGCAAAUAUACGAACAUGUGGACUAAUUUACUUUCCCAUGGUCGGUUAUUUGUUGAAAAUUCCGAAAGUCGAAGUGGAAACACCUGACAUACAUAUAAGCUGUUUGGAAUUCGCAUUUACAGAGACGAAAAUAGCAUACUAUCGGAACGAUACUACACGAACCCUUGAUCGGCGAUACGGAGAUGUGAUGUACAGUAUUGUUGAUACGGAGACCACAAUUAUGCGUCAGUUGCAGCGUCGCUUACUAAUUCACGCACAAAGCUUACUUCGCGCAUCACAAUUUGCUGCAGAAAUAGAUUGUCUAUGCUCACUUGCGAUAGCUGCUAAGUCUAAGGACUGGAAAAAACCGAAGUUAGCAGAAAACGAUUUAAUACGCAUCCGUUCUGGGCGUCACCCAAUACAAAAAACGCGAUGCAAAAGCAUUAUCAAGAAUUUAUUCUACGCAGAUGCUUCGAAUCACAGAAUCACUUUCCUUACUGGACCAAAUGGUAGUGGAAAAAGCACAUACAUGAAUCAGAUCGCCUUAAUAAUAUACCUCACACAAAUAGGAAGUUAUGUACCAGCUGAGGAGGCAGUUAUUUCACCACUUGACGCAAUAUACAUACUCACAGGUACAGGUUCCGAGAAGGAAGAUGAUUAUUCAGCGUACAUAUCGGCUCUUCACUCAGUGUCCGUUGCUUUAAGAACACCAACAAAGAGAACACUCCUGGUGAUGGAUGAGUUCGCUAGUGUAAUUGACAAGUGGGAACUUAAUGCACUUACAACAGCCAUGGUUGAAUUCCUCCUAAACCUUGGAGAAUGUCCGUUUGCUGUCAUAGCCACCCACAACUAUGGAAUUUUGAAACACUUCCAAGUGUCUGGACCACGAGUACAAUACUUGACAAUGAAGACGACAACUCAUGAAGGGAAAUUGCUAUGUCUGUACGAAGUUACUAACGGCAUAACCUCAGAAAGUGAAGCAAUUGCAAUAGCCAAGAAUAUUGGACUUCCACUAGGAGUAAUAGAAAGAGCACUGGAACUGAGGAAUUCUCCAGGUGUAAUGAAUGUCAAAUUUGUGCAACCCAGAAUUAAAAAGUAAGUUUUCACAAAUAAGCUUAAUUUUUCAGAGUGAAAAAAGCGAUGAAGAUACUGCGAAUAAAUAUUGCCAAUAAUAAUACCACGCUACUGGAGAAUAUGCAAAAUUUAUUUUGCCGUCAUCGUCAUCGUCGAAGGCUUAAACUGAAGAAUGAUAGUCGGUCAUCUCAUUAAUGAAAAUAACUAAUAAUAGUACGGUCUUUUUGGCUUAUAACCCGAUUACUUUAUUCAUUCAGUGCUUGUUUACAG
This is a messenger RNA of Trichobilharzia regenti, 1772 nucleotides long. NCBI's taxonomy places the organism in Eukaryota, Metazoa, Platyhelminthes, Trematoda, Strigeidida, Schistosomatidae. The record is from the annotation of a GenBank genome assembly.